AAAACCGAAGUGUCAGUGACAGUCAGUGGGCGGAUAUGUCUACCGUGGAAUUCCAUCCGAUACAGAAACAACCCAUUCUAUAACUGCUAUCAUAACUACUGCAGGAAUCCAGAUAAUCAGAUACAGCCAUGGUGCAUUGUAAGGGGAAAAAAUCGUUAUGUACGGGAAUACUGUGACAUUACCAACAGGAAAAUGAAACCAAGCACACUGAGUCUACCAAAAUCUGACCCAUCAAAGCAGGACACAGAAUCAUCAUGUGGGGAGCGACAUUUGAACCUCAUUACAAAGAUAAUAGGAGGAAAAAAGGUCAAAGGUUGAGUCACAGCCUUGGAUUGCAG
This is a messenger RNA of Cyprinus carpio (common carp), 338 nucleotides long. Its product is annotated as urokinase-type plasminogen activator-like. Gene Ontology annotation, molecular function: serine-type endopeptidase activity. The annotation marks the transcript as partial. The record is from RefSeq and is a predicted model, not a curated record. The transcript is spliced from 4 exons. NCBI's taxonomy places the organism in Eukaryota, Metazoa, Chordata, Actinopteri, Cypriniformes, Cyprinidae. Gene Ontology annotation, biological process: regulation of cell adhesion mediated by integrin; plasminogen activation.